Messenger RNA from Bombina bombina (fire-bellied toad), 1317 nucleotides. RefSeq names its product coiled-coil domain containing 91 (gene CCDC91). The record is from RefSeq and is a predicted model, not a curated record. The transcript has 12 exons. Bases 414 to 1256 code for a protein of 280 amino acids. NCBI's taxonomy places the organism in Eukaryota, Metazoa, Chordata, Amphibia, Anura, Bombinatoridae.
UGAGAACGAAGAAUUAACAUCGGCGUUAGUAUAUGUGCUCAGGCUGAUUUGGGGUUGUGUUAUGAAGGAUUGAAGUGACACAGUAUAAGGUAUUAAAUAUGGUCUCAGUGUUACCGAAUAUCACUGAACAUAAACAAGAUGAAGAAGAAGCUGCCUGAGCGGAUCCUGAAUCACAUCCUGGAGAUUCUCUACCUGCUGACAGGAGAGCGUGUGACUAACACUGACAGCGAGUCACAUGACUGGGGACAAGAUGACAACAGAGAAGAUACUGACCCACAACUUGCAGAUCAUGUACCUGCUGACAGGGAAGGUGCCUAUAAAGUGUGAUGAUGUUGCUGUGUAUUUCUCUAUGGAGGAGUGGGAGUAUAUAGAGGGACACAAGGAGCUUUACAAGGACGUCAUGAUGGAGAUUCAUGAGAAACCCCAUACCACUGAGAUUGAGAUCCCAGCACACAAGGGCUCAGAAACGCUCAGAAGACCCAGAUGACAAGAAGUCAAGUGAAAUAUUUGAAAACCAUGAUGAACAACAUACUGAUCUUCUAAAGAUUUUACAAUUUCAGCAGGAGAUAAAAGAUCUCCUAACAGCAAAACAAGAUGAAAAAGAGGCCUUCAAUGCUGAACUUGAUAUAAGGAUGCAAAAUAUCCAGGAAAAGAUUCUAAAUGAUCAAGAGAGAGUUAUGCAAAGAUGUCUUUCUGAACAUGAAGAACGAAUAAUGCAAAAAAUGGAAAAACAAAUUGCAGAUGAACAUCAGAAGAAAGGAAAAACAUUAGAGCAGAUCAAAGACCUCCUACAGGAGAAUGGGGAAGCAAAAUGGCUGAAGGAGCUACAAGAACAGAUUCUAAAUGAACAGAAGAGGAUUAUAAAAACAUCUUUUUCAAAACAGGAAGAAAGAAUAAUAUACGUUGUAGAGAAAAAAUGUUCAGAUGAACGGAAAAAAAGACGGGAAUUAGAGAAAAACAAAUGCCUCUUACAGAUAGAGAUGGCGACCUUACAAGAAAGUCAUGCUGAGGAGAAAGCAAUAUGGCUGAAAGAGCUACAGGAACAGAAAGAAAAAAUUGCUGUCUUGGAGUUAAAAUUACUUAACAUGCAAAGAAAAAACGAGAACUUAAAAAGAACUAUUGCCCAAGAAAAAGCCAAAUCUAAAGAUUUGAUGGAAAAUCAUCAAGCAUUUGAAGCUGCCCUAAAGAAGGAAGUCAAACUGCAGAGAAAAAGUCUUCAGGAGACCAUUGAGUUUUUAAAUAAUCCUUCAUUGUAAACUACAAGCAGCUUUCUGCAACUUUUGUAAACAGUUUUAAUAAAAAGUUUAAAAUCAAAAA